This is a messenger RNA of Trichomonas vaginalis G3, 738 nucleotides long. Its product is annotated as protein ubiquitination. Gene Ontology annotation, molecular function: protein binding. NCBI's taxonomy places the organism in Eukaryota, Parabasalia, Trichomonadida, Trichomonadidae. The transcript has a single exon. The record is from RefSeq and is a predicted model, not a curated record. The coding region runs from base 1 to 738 and encodes 245 amino acids.
AUGAUUGAUCAAUGCAUGGUAAAUAAUAAACCAUACAUAGAGGCAAUGAGAUAUGCCAUAAUUUCACAUAAUGUUUCAUACGUCUCAAUGCUAAGAUUUCAGCACAAAUGCGAUAUUCCAUUAGAUUGGUGUGGAGAUUAUAAUAAUAUACAUGCAUUUUGCAUUUACUUGAAAUCUACAUGGAAUUACCAAAAAUGCCUCAAUUAUUCACCAUAUUUACAGCUGCCAAAUAUUUUUCUUUACGAAUACUUAAUUGCACAUGGAGCAAAUAUCAAUUCUAGAGACAAAUUUAGAAUGUCAGUUCUACAUUAUGCCGCAGAGUCUAAUUUCAAACCAACUAUUGAAUAUCUUUUUAAAAAAGGUUCUAAAACGGAUACACAAAAUUUUCUCAAUCAAACUCCUUUCCAGGUUGCAAUGGCGAAAUUAAAUCUAGAAUGCAUAAAAGCAUUUGUUUCUCAUGGUGCAGAUAUCGAUACAGAGGAUUCUAAUAAAUGGAAUCUUCUUCACUAUGCAGCAAGAUUUAAUUCUUUUGAAAUAGCAAAGUAUGCGGUUUCAGAAGGAAUUAAUAUCAAUGUUCGAAGUAAUGAUGGCUUGACUGCUCUUCACUUGGCUGUUUCAUCAAAUAAUUUGGAAAUGGCAAAAUAUUUGAUAUCGCGUGGCAUCUAUGUAGAUGCACAUAAUGCAAAAAAGGAAACUGCUCUGCAUCUUGCCGUAAUUAAAAAUUAUUUCGAAAUGUAA